Caenorhabditis remanei is the source of this 747-nucleotide messenger RNA. RefSeq lists its product as uncharacterized. The record is from RefSeq and is a predicted model, not a curated record. Bases 1 to 747 code for a protein of 248 amino acids. The transcript has 4 exons. Gene Ontology annotation, biological process: embryo development. NCBI's taxonomy places the organism in Eukaryota, Metazoa, Nematoda, Chromadorea, Rhabditida, Rhabditidae.
AUGUUCGGUUGCAUCAAAUAUUCAAGACGUCGAAUCCAACCGAUUCGGGUGACAAGAAAGGAGAAAAGUCGGAUGAUCCGCGUGGUUGAGAAUCAGGAUGUGAACUCGAAAUUCAGUGUUUAUCUGACGUCGGAGAACGUGGAGGAUGUGCUGAGACAGUUGAAAGUGAAAGAGACAAUCUUUGAUGUUUGUGAGAAAAACGAGAAUAGCUUGAGUUGCUAUCUCCACAGAGACUCAACAGAGGAAGAUAUCGAUUCUCAAUUAGUGCAUCUCUUUAAUUAUCUAUCGGAUCUUUUCAAUAAUAAGAUUGUCACCGUCUGGAUUCGACCAUCUCAGAUUGGAACGUCUCCUUUUCUUUUUUCGAAUCUCCAGUUUGGAAGUUGUCAAUUAAUUAAAAUUCUCAGUGGCAAAUCUGAUAUACUGUCAAAUGAAGAGGAAGACGUCAAAAAGUUCAUAAACCAUUGGAUGGCUGGGAGCAAUCCGAAACUGAUGCAUCUCAGACUAAUGGGUUUCAAAUGGGUGCCGAAUUGGGAGAACAUUUUGGAAGGGAUAGACUAUGGAGUAUGGGAUGAGAAAAUGGAGAAGAAGAGACCGAGAAACUUUCAAAACCGCUAUAUCUACAGUACGGAAGAAAUCGACUGCAAGAAUGGUCUGGAUUUCGAGAGAAAGAGUGAUGGAAUGAUUGGGACAGUCAUGCAUCAUUCUGAUCAGAUUGAUUUCUUCGUGUGGCACGAUAUACAAUUCUGA